Australozyma saopauloensis is the source of this 1869-nucleotide messenger RNA. RefSeq names its product guanine nucleotide exchange factor (gene SEC2). The coding region runs from base 1 to 1869 and encodes 622 amino acids. The record is from RefSeq and is a predicted model, not a curated record. Gene Ontology annotation, biological process: exocytosis. Gene Ontology annotation, cellular component: cell tip; Golgi to plasma membrane transport vesicle. The transcript has a single exon. Gene Ontology annotation, molecular function: guanyl-nucleotide exchange factor activity. Lineage: Eukaryota; Fungi; Ascomycota; Pichiomycetes; Serinales; Metschnikowiaceae.
AUGGCCGAAGAUAUCGAUACCCGCUUGGCCGCAGAGGUCGCUGCGCUCUCCACCAAGCUUGUCACCGAGGUAGCUCGCCUGCUGCAGCUCGAAGAGUCCGUGUAUCUGCUCCGCAGGGAGAACCAUACGUACAAACAGAAGUUGGACACGAUUUCCGCCGAAACCGCGGCGUUCGCUGCGCUCCAGACCAAAUACAACGAUCUCUUGAAGAGACACGAUGUUGUUGCAGAAGAGAAUCGCGUCGCGCAGGCGAAAACCGUGCGUUUGGAGGCCGAGGUCGAAGACUUGACCGCCUCACUCUUUGAUGAGGCAAAUAAGAUGGUUCUGACGGCCAACCGUGAUACGUACAACUUCAAAGUGAAGAACAGGAAGCUCAUCGAGGAGUUGGAGGAGAAAGAUACCAUUAUUUCGGAUCUUCAGAGCCAGCUCCUGGACCUAAAGACCUUGUUUCAAGAAAUGGAGGAUCAGAAUCGCGCAAGAGACGCUUCGGCGGUAAGCACGCCCUUUGUAGAUGCAGAUCUUGCGCAGGAACUGAAUAAGUUUAGUAUGGCGUUCGAGAGACGCUUGGCCGACGAGCUAGAUCUGUUUGUAUACUGUCCCAGAGCGCGCUCAGUGAGGUUCGAUCUACCAAUCUACCAGCGCGACUUCAAGGCGUUUGUGUAUCAGAUCAGUAAGCCAGAGUUUUCGUUCGACUUGGCGUCGUUGAAGUCGCUCAAGUAUUUCCGGAAGGUCUACACUGAAGAGAUUGAACCCGCGUUGGGCCAGGUUCCUACACCAACAGGUAGCUUCAUGAAUAGAUGGGCCACGGGCAGGUCGUUCUGGUCAUUCUUGGUUGAGGGCAAGGCGCGUAUCGAACCGGUGUCGGGAGUAAACGAAACUUUCAAAGUCAGCUACAAGGGCCCCAAGACCGGCCUGGAGAUUCCAGUCGCCCUCGAGGAACCAUGUGGAUUCUGUGGCGAACAUAGCGCUGCCCGCUUAGAACAUGCGCGCUUGUACAAUCUCAAACUCUACUCUCCAACCAGAGAAACAAAAGAUGCAGAUCUUUCCUCUACCACAGACAUUGGAGGCGAGUCGCACCACACAGUGGGUCUGUAUCCGCUCUGCAAUUACUGUUUGGUCAAGCUUCGGGCCAUCUGCGAGUUCUUCGCCAAACUCCGUGUUAUUCACUCCAACAUCUACAAAAUAAAGCCCAACCCGCUGUUCAACGACAUUUCGAGUGUGAGCAGCAGUUUCCAGUUCAAGAGAUCGCAGGAGCUGAUCACGAUACCAAAAGUUGUCAUUGAGGAUGAGCCAAUCUUCGUGAAGUUGUACCUUCUUCUAUUGGCAGUCAGAGCCAAGAUUUUCUGGAGUAGGUCUGGCUUCUGGGAUACUGAGGAGGACGUGGAAAGCAUGAAUGUUGAUGACAUCAAGAUUGAUGCAUUCAAGGAUUUCGUCGCGACUAAUGUGUCAUUUCAGGAGUUCCACCUCAACGCUAUAAUUCUAGACGACAAUAGAUCUACGACGCCAAGGGAAAGUAAGGCUCCAUCAUUUGAAAAGCUGAGAAGCUCAGUCGGGGUUGCAGAGAAGGUAGACAUACCUUCCGCCAAUAAAGAUCUAGAGCAGGAGCAAACACAACAACAACAACCUGAGACUGUGUCCGAGACUGCAGCCGAGAAAUUAGAGGAAGGUGAUGCACCUGUUGGAAUGGAAGUAGACGAGGAGGUAGAGAAGCUGGAUGAUGAGGCAGAACAAUUCCACGACUCCAACGAGAUGAGCGCUCCGCCAGCGAAUGCAAUGCAGCGGAAGAAGAGCAAAUCCAAGGCUUUUAAAAAGAAAAUGAAUCGAGACCUAGACGAUACAAUUGAGAUGCUCAAGGAGAAUCUCCAGUAG